AUGAAUGCAGUUGCUCCAAACCUAAUCAGUGGAAUUGCCUAUGUCACCAAUGCACAUGCACUUAAAGAUCUUUGGGAUGAAGCUGAGGCACUAGUGCCUAGUCCUGGUUGUGAUUGUGUUAAGUCUAGGGAUUUCAUUGUGUAUUUGCACAAACAAAAACUUUAUCAAUUUAUUAUGGGCUUGAAUGAUUCCUAUUCACACGCACGCAACCAAAUACUUAUGAUGAAGCCAGUACCCUCUGUAAAUCAAGCUUAUGCUAUGCUAGUUAGUGAUGAAAGUCAAAAAAAUGUAGCAGCCACAUCUGGCAUUCUAGGUCCUCUACCUAAUGUACAUGCUGGUCACUAUGAAUCUACAACAUUUUAUGGUUCUAAACCAACUGGAGGUCAGAAAUUCAGAAAAUAUUAUAACAUACAGUGUGAGUUUUGCAAGCUUAAGGGACAUAACAAAGAGAAUUGCUAUAAGAUCAUUAGCUAUCCACCUGACUUCAAAUACAAAAUGAAAGGGGGAGCACCUACCACUGCCAGAAAUACUUACAAUGUGUUUUCUGAGACUAACAAUGUUAUAAAGAAUUCCACAACCCAAAUGUGUGUGACUACAGGCUGUAUUCUAGAAGCAUCUCACAUGCACACUAUAGAGGGCAAUACUGCAGGUAUAAGUACUGCAUUCUUAGCUACUGAUAAUAUUCAAGAGUGGAUUAUUGACACAGGUGCAACUGAUCAUAUGGUCUCUGAUCUUAGCUUGUUAACCUCAUUUAAUACAGUUGAUCCUCCUUACUCUAAGAAGGUAACCUCAUUUAAUACAGUUGAUCCUCCUUACUCUAAGAAGGUAACCUCAUUUAAUACAGUUGAUCCUCCUUACUCUAAGAAGGUAUUCUUACCUAAUGGUGAUGUUUCAUAUGUUAAGCAUGUUGGUACUAGUGCUAUCUCAAACAAGAGUGUUAUCAAAAAUAUGCUUCAUAUACCACAAUUCAAAUUUAACUUGAUGUCUGUAUCAAAGUAUCUCUUCAGUGGGAGGGUGAAGACGAUUGGUAGAGAAGAUAAAGGUCUUUACAUAUUACCCUCUUGGAGCUCAUUAACUGACAAUAAGCAUACUGCAGAAACAUCACCAGCAGCCACACAGAAUAAUGAUAUGUUCACUAAGAGAACACCUACAAAUGUGGAUCUCAAGCUAUGGCACAACAGACUCGGUCAAGUGUCUUCCUCAGUUCUAAACAAACUAUUUUCAAUAAAGCAGGAGAGCUGUAUUUCUGUUGUAAAAGACUGUUCUGUUUGUCCAUGUGCUCGGCUGACUAGACUACCUUUUCCCAGUAGUACAAAUAAAAGUACAGCUUCCUUUGACUUACUACAUUUGGAUGUAUGGGGACCCUAUAACACUUUUGACAAACAGGUUAAGUAUGUUAGGACUGAUAAUGGAUCUGAAUUUGUUAAUUCUUUUUGGGGGCACUGUGUGUUGGCAACUGUUUAUCUCAUCAAUAGGAUAUCAUCCUCAAAGCUAGGUCAUAGGUCUCCUUAUGAGUUAUUAUACAGGAAGAAGCCUUUGCUUGGGCACCUCAGGGUCCUAGGUUGUCUGUGCUAUGCUAAGAAUUUCAAUGAGACUGAUAAGCUUCAACCGAAAGCUAUCAUUGUUGUUCACAUGGGCUACUCUUCUUCACAUAAGGGAUACAUUUUUCUUAACUUGUCAACUAACUCCUUUUUUGUUAACAGAGAUGUAACAUUCAGGGAGGAUAUCUUUCCAUUUCAACAAUUCUCCUCUCACAAACAGUUUGUGUUCCCUGAUACAUCUUCUUCUGUCUUACCACAUAUUACUGAUAAAUGGUAUGCUCAAGAUACUUCGGUAGGAUCCAACCAGAACUCUACUGCACAUGACUCUUCAGUCUUACCACAUGCAACCUCUUCCUCUCCUAGCAGCACUGACUCAAGUGCAAGCUCAUUACCAGCUGCUACAUCACUAGGUGUUGAUGUCUCUCAAGUUGGUUCUCCUGCCCUUAGGAGAUCAGCAAGAGACAAGCAUCCACCAUUAUGGACGAAGGACUUUGUUUCUCUUCAUGCCAAUCAAUACACUCCUUAUGGCCUAACAAUCUAUAUGUCCUAUGAUCACCUGUCUCCUCAUUAUCAGGCUUUCAUUGCCUCUUCCUCUUCUGAGGUUGAGCUUGUUUCUUAUGCUGAAGCAAUCAAGGACCCCAGAUGGGUAGCUUCUAUGAAGAUAAAGUACAAAGCAUCUGGUGAAAUUGACAGGUUCAAAGCCAGGCUAGUUACUAAAGGUUAUAACCAGAGGGAAGGCAUUGACUAUCAGGAGACUUUCUCUCUUGUUGUCAAGAUGGUUACAGUCAGAACAAUUCUUUCCAUUGCUGUUGUGCAACACUGGAACAUUCAUCAAAUGGAUGUGUCAAAUGCUUUUCUCCAAGGUGAACUUCAUGAUGAGAUCUACAUGGACUUGCCUCAGGGCUUUGUGAGUCAAGGGGAGCAGCAGAUAUACAGACUCAUCAAAUCCUUAUAUGGUCUCAAGCAGGCCCCUAGACAGUGA
This is a messenger RNA of Nicotiana tabacum (common tobacco), 2523 nucleotides long. The record is from RefSeq and is a predicted model, not a curated record. NCBI's taxonomy places the organism in Eukaryota, Viridiplantae, Streptophyta, Magnoliopsida, Solanales, Solanaceae.